AUGGCGAGGGACCAGCCGGCACAGGAAAAUGCACAGAAGCAAGGCGCGGAUGCGUUGGACAUCCCACCGGGGUUUGACAGAGACCGGCUGGUGGAAGUUUUGAAGAUGAAGGAACAGGCCAAUGAGAAGUACCGGGGAGGCGACUACUUCAGUGCAAAGUGUCUCUACUCCGGGAGCUUGGAGAUGCUAGAACGAUGCUGCUUACACCUUACAAAGUCUGAUGAGGUUUGGGAAGGCAUCAAGAACAACAUGGCCCUCUGUGACUUGAAAAGGCGUGAGUGGGCCCGCGCUGUGGACACCACUACGGAGAUCCUUCAGAGGAACUCCAAGAACACCAAGGCCAUCUACCGGCGUGGGGUGGCCCGCAUCGGCCAGGGAAAGCUCCGAGAGGCCCGAGAAGACUUGGAGGCGGUGGUAGAGUUGGAGCCCGAGAACGCGGAUGCCCGCCAGAAGCUCGCCGAGAUCUUGAGGCAGCUCAAGGCCAACCGCACCGCUGAGAAGGAUCAGGCAGACAAGAUGCGUGGCUUCUUGAGAGGAGAGCGCCUCGACGACACCGUGCCAAUCACCGAGGAUGGCGGUGUUCGAAAGCUUCACUCCAAUGAGAACGCCCCCCUCUUCGCCUCGUGGAUUAAGCGGUCUUGGCUCCAAGAGCGGAGUGGCGUCGCCGGUGUCGUCACCGCCCAUGUGGUCAUGAAAACCCAAGCCGGCAAGGAGCUUCUGAACACCCGCAAGCCUCCGGGGAGCCUCUCUGCCGAGCCCGGGCCCCAAAUGGCAGCACAGCCAAAGGCUGCAGAGCGACCGGCAGAGCCGGCACGCUGGGUCAUGGACGAUGCCUCGAAGUCCGUGUUUCAGGCUUGGAACAGUGCUGGCAAGACUUUGCAACUCUUUGAGCUUGGGAAGUUCGAGGUGUCACGGUCUGCACUGGGUCCAUCCGUGGAAGCUGCAAUUCGAAGUUGUCUUGACAAGUGGCUGCCCGACACGCCGGAGCAGCGUGAGCUCUACAAGAACAUGGAGGAGAUCAAGCCCACCGCCCUUCGCCGCCAGGCGAUUCAGAUCCUCGGCCUACCUGAGGAGUUCUGCAUGGAGGAGGAGAAGGAGCCGAACAGUACUCUGAUGAUGGAGAUGGAGCUCUUGGAGUCGUCAGAGUUCACAGACCUAGAUGGGGAUGGCCGGCGCCUCCUCAAUGUCAUCAAAGAAGGCAAGCAGAGCCAAAAUGCCCCGGUGGUUUCUGAGCUUUGCACCGUCCAGGCACACUUCCGAGUCGCGAAGCUCUUGAUGAACUACGCUCUGAAAGACACCCGGUUGGGCCUUGCCAACGGACCUGACGGCUUGGUCUUACGUGCAGAUCGUAUGAAGGAGCCCAUGGAGUUCAUCGUCGGAGAAGAGGCUGCAGCUGCGGAGGGCGAGUUUGUGCCUCCUUGCGUCGGUGAGUGCCUGAAGCUGCCACCUCAAGGUGUCACCGAAGGGAUGCACUUCGAGGUGAUUCUCAGGGAGGGUGUCCCCAUCAGGGACAUGGAGAAGGACAUCCAUAGCGCCUACAGCGACGGGAAGUACACGGGCUUGCCCGACACCAGCGGCCCGGUCUCCAUCCGCAUCGAGGUGGAGAAGGUGGUUUUGGCCUGCCAAGGCCCCACAGAUCGCGCUUGGAAGGGCCUGGAGAGCAUCCAGGCAGAGCGAAGCCGGGCAGAAGCCCUAGAGUCCAUGGAGAAUGGCCGCCACAAGCUCUUAGCCCUUAAGAGGUGGAGGCGUAUCCUUGUCUGGUUCGAGGAAAUCUUUGCAAGCCGACGCUGGAAGACUCAAGGGGGUAAAGCUGGAGACAGCAUGUACGACCUGCAGUGGGAUGACGAGCCGGAGAAGCAGUUUGCCUUUGAUCCCAAGAGGAGGCCCCAAGAGAAGAUCCCCCAGCUGCUGGACUUUGAGGACAGCCUCCUGAAACAGCUCCACGAUGGCGAGCUCUGUGAGUUUGCGCGGGCGCAUGCUGCUGCAGCUGCACUCCUCGGCGGUGAGCUUUCUCGACAGCACGCUCAUUGCGCGGUCCAGGCGUGUGGAAUCUCCAGCAUUCCGGCGGAGGUCGAGGUCAAGAGCAGAUCUACCCUGGCCUGGCGGCUCUUAGAGAGCGGGAAGUCAACCGAAGCUUUAUCUGUGCUGAAGGAGGCCACUGCCCUUGACCCUCAGAAUACGGAGUUGAAGGACCAAGUCGCCCUCAUAACUCAGAAGGACAAUGAGACCAAGUCGGUGAGCACAUUGGAGGCCAUGAAGGCCCUGAAGCAAGAUCUCAUUGACAGCUUUGAGGCAAAUGAUUUGGCAGGCCUGAAGCUGCUUCUACAGGAGCUGGACUCACUACCGCUGACCUGGGAGGUGGCGUCUGAAACCAAAAUUGGCAAAGAAGUCGGGAUGUGCGCAAAGCACUCUGAUGCGGCCGUCGCGGAGCCUGCGAAGUCCAUCAUUGCCCGGCUGCAUAAGCUGGCGAAGGCAGAGCGACCCUUGUGGGUGCGCUGA
Symbiodinium necroappetens is the source of this 2499-nucleotide messenger RNA. The record is from the annotation of a GenBank genome assembly. NCBI's taxonomy places the organism in Eukaryota, Dinophyceae, Suessiales, Symbiodiniaceae.